Calypte anna (Anna's hummingbird) is the source of this 1188-nucleotide messenger RNA. RefSeq names its product C-C motif chemokine receptor 9 (gene CCR9). The record is from RefSeq and is a predicted model, not a curated record. NCBI's taxonomy places the organism in Eukaryota, Metazoa, Chordata, Aves, Apodiformes, Trochilidae. Gene Ontology annotation, cellular component: membrane. The transcript is spliced from 2 exons. Gene Ontology annotation, molecular function: chemokine binding; scavenger receptor activity; chemokine receptor activity. Bases 1 to 1188 code for a protein of 395 amino acids. Gene Ontology annotation, biological process: immune response; G protein-coupled receptor signaling pathway; chemotaxis.
AUGGCAGUUGCAAGCAUAGUCACCCACCCUGGGAAGACCAGCCUGGAUUACUACAGGAAUGACAGCUCUGUGCUGUCUCUUUAUGGAAACCUGGUGAACGACACAGACUUGACGUGUGACAAAAGGCAGGUCAGGCAGUUUGCUCAAGACUUUCUCCCGGUGUUUUUCUGCCUCAUCUUCUCUGUGGGUAUGGUGGGAAAUGCCUUGGUCGUGCUUGUCUAUUGCAAAUACCUCUUCAGGAGGAGCACAACGGAUUGGUAUCUGCUGCACCUGGCCAUUGCAGACCUCCUCCUCCUCUUCACCCUCCCCUUCUGGGCCAAGGCUGCCUUCGAUGGCUGGAUCUUCAAGGACAUCAUGUGCAAAGUUGUCAACAGCAUGUAUAAAAUCAACUUCUAUGGCUGCAGCUUGUUUCUUACCUGCAUCAGCUUUGAUAGGUACCUCACUGUUGUCCAAGCAAUGAAAGCUAAAACUUCCAAGCAAAGGCAGCUCCUCCGCAGCAAACUCAUGUGCUUGGCUGUCUGGCUGACAUCCGUGAGCCUGUGCAUCCCAGAAAUCAUAUACAGCCAAAGCAUGCAGGUGGGUGGCUUAACAGUUUGCAAAAUUACAUACCCACCAAAUGUCAGUAUGAUCUUCAGUGUUACUGUCCUGGCCUUGAAAGUCACAGUUGGAUUCUUCCUCCCACUCUUUGUCAUGGCCAUUUGUUACGCCCUCAUCAUCAACACCCUCCUGCAAGCUAAAAGAUCCCAAAAGCAGAGGUCACUGAAGAUCAUCACCAUGAUCAUCACUGCUUUCCUUCUCUCCCAGUUCCCAUACAAUAUUGUUUUGCUGGUCAAAGCCAUCAACAACCACACCAGGGUGUUGUACAGCUGCCAGGCUGCUGACCGACUGGACAUUGGGCUGCAGGUGACCCAGAGCAUCGCUUUCCUCCACAGCUGCCUCAACCCAUUCCUCUACGUCUUCGCUGGGGAGAGGUUCAAGACAGCACUGGGCAGGUUGAUGCAGAGUGGCAGCUGCUGCUGGAGCAGGGUCCAAGAGCAAUUCUCCUCUGCUUGUGACGGACAGGAGCACAGCUCAGACUGGUCCUUUGCCACGUUGGGCAGGCGGAGGGUGAGGAGCUCACUGACCCUCAACACCCACUUGAUGUCCUCCUCUGUGCACCCCUCCUUGCCAGGUGUUCUUGUUAGUUAG